AUGCAGAAUCUUAAUCGCAAAAUUAAUGAAAAGAGCUUAAAUAACGAAGCAGUAUCUUCCAGCUCUCUUGAAUCUAGUAAGGAUUUGUUUACUCAAUCUGUUGAAAAAGGUAUAGAAGGAGCAGAUCAGAAAGAGCCUUCCUCCUUGCCGCCAUUUAUUCCUGAGACAUUUGACAUAACGCCUAUUUGGAAAUCUGAGUUGCUGCUGACUUUUGCUCAUAUUUUUCUUAUUCGAGGCAGCCUAUGUGUGUUACGGGCACUACAGCGUGACAGCCAUCUACCUGUUAACCCAGCAUAUGCGGCUCGAAAUCAGCCUGACUACCAGACUGUUCGAGACUCCCUUGUUGAGCUAGUCAACCUGGCCGAUCCUGUAGAAGAAUACACUCGGCGGUUGGGCGUUCUUGUCAACCAGCCCUAUUCGCCACUGGUUGAACUCGACUUUGACUCUGAAGCUAAUUAUGGCGGAACCCGCUCGGGGGGCUCUGCAGCUUUAUUCGCCAGGUCACAUGCUUACCUUACUGGGCCUCAAUUCACGGAGGAGCCAACUGAACAACUGUAUGCAAACGCAGCACAUCUAUUUGAAACCGCCCACCUUCGCCUCCUACAGGCUGACCAACAUGAUCAGCUGCAACAGGAGCACCUAAUAUCUUGGGAGGCUUCAACGACUCAGCCUUGGGCUGGUCGGCUAGGGCCUCCUGACAGUCCAAUCCUGCUUAAAUCUUUGGCCAAACACAAUGCAAUCGCUUGCCGUAUUUUGGCCGCUAGACCGGAUCGCAGGCCUAGGCCUAUGGAGCGAAUGACCCUUGCCACUGAGGGCGUAGUGUUUGCUUCCAAAGAGCAACCUAGUGAAGUUUCUCCACUACCUGAAGACAAUGGGGCUUCAAGCUCGUAUAAUGCUUCUACUCGAACCUCUUUGUCCCUUAAUACUUGUAUUCCCAAAUCCUCUGAACCCGCUGUUUCUUGUAAACGUCCUCUAAUACACUACUAUCCCACUCAUCACAGCCAACAACAACAUCAUCUUGGCCUGCGCUGCCGACCAUAUCUUCCUCCAAACUGUCCUGUUGAAAUGGUUUUCACUUUUCUGCCCAGUCGCAUGUAUCCAUUGAUCCGCCUUCUCACCACAUGCUCAGAAUCCAAAACGUAG
Protopolystoma xenopodis is the source of this 1143-nucleotide messenger RNA. NCBI's taxonomy places the organism in Eukaryota, Metazoa, Platyhelminthes, Monogenea, Polystomatidea, Polystomatidae. The record is from the annotation of a GenBank genome assembly.